This is a messenger RNA of Coregonus sp. 'balchen', 42616 nucleotides long. Lineage: Eukaryota; Metazoa; Chordata; Actinopteri; Salmoniformes; Salmonidae. The record is from the annotation of a GenBank genome assembly.
AUGGAGAUUUGUGCCAAAGAUAUGAAGAAACCAAGAUCAGUGUUCAGCAACAUAAAGGUACGUUGUUAUUAUUCAUUUGUUUUAUUAGGGAGAUUCAUGCAUAUCACCGUAGUAUGAUUAGGAUGUACAUUUUAUUGGUUGUUGUGGAUUUGAAGAGAGAAAAAUUUGCCUAAACAAACAUAUCCAAACAAUUUCUUUAAGAGAUUUUUUUCCCAGUGCACACCUCUGAUUUGAAUUGUAAUGGCCACCUUUAGUCCAUGCUGUCACACACAGGAAGUAUUUAGAAUAACCCUCCCUCGUUUUUACAUAGAAAUGAUAUAAUUAAGCAAUAAGGAACCUCUGGGAUUUGUGGUAUAUGGCCAAUAUACCACGGCUAAUGGCUGUUCUUACGCACGACAUAACGUGGACUGCCUGGAUACAGCCCUUAGCCGUGAUAUAUUGGCCAUAUACCACAAACUCCUGAGGUGCCUUGUUGCUAUUAUAAACUGGUUACCAACAUAAUUAGAGUAGUAAAUAGUAAUUUUUAUCAUACCCAUGGUAUAAGGUCUGAUAUACCACGGCUUUCAGCCAAUCAGCAUUCAGGGCUCGAACCACCUGGUUUAUAAUGGUAUUUGAUGUCUUCUCUUGCUUGAUCAUAUGACAUAUGCGAUUAUCCUAGAAGCCAGGUUUGUGUGUCGACCAUUUACACUGAUGAUGGCUUGAGUCCAACAUUUUUGUUUUGUUUUAUUGUUUAUUUCUUACAAACAUUUUGGAGUCUCAAGUCACAGUGGUGGAAAAAGUACCCAAAUCUCAUACUUGAGUAAAAGUAAAGAUACCUUAAUAGAAAAUGACUCAAGUAAAAGUGAAAGUCACCCAGUAAAAUACUACUUCAGUAAAAGUCUAAAAAUAUUGGGUUUUAAAUAUACUUAAGUAUCAAAAGUAAAAGUAUAAAUCAUUUCACAUUCCUUAUAUUAAGCAAACAAGAUGGCACGUUUUUUUUGUUUUUUAAUUUACGGAUAGCCAGGGGCACACUCCAACACUCAGACAUCAUUUACAAAUGAAGCGUGUGUUGUUUAGUGAAUCUGCCAGAUCAGAGGCCGUAGGGAUGACCAGGAAUGUUCUCUUGAUAAGUGUGUAAAUUGGACCAUUUCCUGUCCUGCUAAGCAUUCGAAAUGUAACAACUACUUUUGGGUGUCACGGAAAAUGUAUGGAGUAAAAAGCAUAUUAUUUGCUUUAGGAAUGUAGUACAUUAAAUGUAAAAGUUGUCAAAAAUAUAAAUAGUAAAGUACAGAUACCCCAAAAAAAACUACUUAAGUAGUACUUUAAAGUACAUUUUACUUAAGUACUCUACACCACUGUCAAGCCAUCAGUGUAAAUGGUCGGCACACAAACCUGGCAUCAAUUUGUUGUUUUUUUACCCCCUUUUUCGUGGUAUCCAAUUGGUAGUUACAGUCUUGUCCCAUCGCUGCAACUCCCGUACGGACACGGGAGAGGCGAAGGUCGAACCAAGCCGCAAUGCUUCUUGACACAUUGACACCGCUUAAACCGUACACCUGGCGACCGAGUCAGCGUGCACUGCGCCCGACCCACCACAGGAGUCACUAGUGAGCGAUGGGACAAGAACAUCCCUGCCGGCCAAACCCUGGACGACCCCAUGGGUCUCCCGGUCACGGCCGGGGUCUCUAGUGGCACAGCUAGCACUGCGAUGCAGCGCCUUAGACCACUGCACCCCUCGGGAGUACCCUGGCUUCUAUUUCAAGGACAAUUGUAUAUGUCAUGUCACAUGAUCAAGCAAGAAAAUACAUCAAAUACCUAUCAUUUCUAUGUUAAAAAAAGCAGGUCAUAACUACUUUAUUAAAAUACUAAUGAUAUAAUCUAGAUUUAUGUUGGCUAGUGCUACCCCGGUACACACUGGCUUGAUCAACAUUGCUUCCACGUCAUUUCAAUGAAAUGUACGUUGAACCAACUUGGAAUAGACGCCGAAUUGACGUCUGUGCCCCGUGUGUGGAUUGUUCAGAAUUUAUGCUGCCUGGGGCAGAAUAUUGCUUCAGUACCUGGCAACAACUAUUCCUGGAAUGCCUUGUCUCUGUGUCUGGUCUGUUUGACAUAAAUGUGGGUCAUUACCCAACCAAGCCUGUGUGUGAGUUCUCUUGUGUUUGUCCAACUAUGUUUGUGGUUAUCUACGAUCUACGACGUGCGUGCGGUCGCUAUCUGUGACCACUAAAUUGUGUUCUCUACAGUGUUAAUGACUGAUGUCCCAACGUCUGCUCUGACUUAACAUUGAGUCUGUGUCACAAAUGGCACCCUAUUCCUUAUAUAAUGCGCGACUUUUGACCAGGGUUACAUACUGUAGUGCACUUCUUUUGAGCAGAGCCCAAUGGGCACAAAUGGAACCCUAUUCCCUACAUAGUGCACUAAUUUUGACCAUAGCCUUAGUCAAAAGUAGUGUACUAUAUAUAUAUAUAUAUAUAUAUAUAUAUAUAUUGGGAAUAGGGUGCCAUUUGGGUUGCAGACUGUCACAGGGGUGAUCUAUGAUUUUGCUGUGAUAAAUGUACUACCUCGUUUUUUAGUGCAUAAUAACAUGAAUCUCCAAAUAUUAUGGACUAGGCUCACCAGGCUAUUAGCUCUAUAACUUGUUGAACAUUCAGUCCCUUCCCUCUGGUGAUAUAUCAAACAUGGAAUGCGUAACAGGUGGAAUGUCUUUUUUGGCACACUCUAAGCCCGUUAUAGAUAGAAAUGCUAUUUUUCUGAGCCAGACACUUUUACUGAACGUCUCAAGAGUUCAUUAGAGUUCCUACGUAGCCAGUCACUGAAAACUAAAAUGAAGUGAGUGUUCUCCUUUUGUACAGCCAUAAAUACAGUUAGUCAUUCUGAAAUGAGGUAUUGCCAAACCCGCAGUAGACUGUUGUAGUAAGACCUUAUUUCAGAGAACAAGAAAUGGCUCCAUGACUCAUUUGAGUUUGCAAUAUUAGCAAAUAGUGUACAAAUCAUUAGGAGCAUCUCCUGUUUCCAUGACAAUAGACUGACCUGGUGAAUCCAGGUGGAAGCUACGAUCCCUUAUUGAUGUCACAUUUUAAAUCCACUUCAACCAGUGUAGAUGAAGGGGGGAGGAGACGGGUUAAAGAAGGAUUUUUAAGACUUGAGACAAUUGACACAUGGAUUGUGUAUGUGUGCCAUUCAGAGGGUGAACGGACAAGACAAAAUAUUUAAGUGCCUUUGAACGGAGUAUGGUAGUAGGGACCAGGCACACCUGUUUGUAUCAAGAACUGCAACGCUGCUGGGUAUUUCACGCUCAACAGUUUCCUGUGUGUAUCAACAAUGGUCCACCACCCGAAGGACAUCCAGCAAUCAGCAGGCCAGUGGUCGAAAACGGGUAAUUGAUGAAAGAGGACAAAGGGAGGCUGACACAAAUUGUGCAGAGCAACAGACGGGCUGCAGUUAGUCGACUGACAGUCCAGUGCAACACUGGUGCUCAAAGAAUGCACAAGUCGUCGUACCUUGACACAAAUGGGAUGUGGCAGCCAACGACCUUAGAAUUCCGCUUCUUUCAUCAAAAAAAACAAGAAACUGCGGUUGCAGAGGGCUAAGGAAUGAAAACAUUGGACAAUGGAGAAUUGGAAAAACAUUGCCUGGUCUGAUGAAUCCCGGUCCCUGCUGUUUCAUGCUGAUGGGAGGACUAGGGUAUGGAGAAAACCACAUGAGGACAUGCAUCCAUCAUUCUGCGUGGCAACAUUGCAGGCUGGUGGUGUGAUGUGGGCGGCAGGUAGCUUAGUGGGUAAGAGCGUUGUGCCAGUAACCGAAAGGUCGCUGGUUCUAAUCCCCGAGCCGACUAGGUGAAAAAUCUGUCGAUGUGCCCUUGAGCAAGGCACUUAACCCUAAUUGCUCCUGUAAGUCGCUCUGGAUAAGAGCGUCUGCUAAAUGACUACAAAAAAAAAAAAAAAAAAAAAAGUGUUUUCAAUACAUUGGGCCCCUUGAGAAAAGUGGAGCGAUAUUUGAAUGUCACAGGAUAUCUAAACAUCAUUGCCAAUCAGAUCCACCCCUUCAUGGCAGCAGUGUAUCCAUCUGCAAAAUGAUUUUUUUUUUCUCAGCAGGAUAAUGCCCCAUGCUACAAGGCUAGGAUUGUCCUGGAAUGGUUUCAGCUUGCUGCAGUGGCCUGCCCAGAAAUAAUGCCCUACAUAAAUAUACUGAAUGACUGAGGUCAAUACAACACCAUGGAUAUUUCUGUCAAAUUAUAUAAUUUAUCAUCAGAGCUGUUCUUCAGAGCCAGUAUUGGCAGCUUUCACAGUACAACUUGUCAUUGUGUACGUGUUGUAAUAAUGUAACUGACCCUCUGAUGCUUUGUGUCUGAGAUGUGAUACAGAGAAGAGUCGGUAGGGAGAAGGAAUGUCAGACUCUGUCCAACACGGGAAUUCAGCCUAGCGUCCAAAUCCCACUGUGAGCCUGAGCGUUUCAGUGUUCUCGCAGGGAACAAAGGUAGGACUGCGGUAGGUCCCCUUUUUCAGAUACAGAUUAGUUAUGUGGAUUGGCGUCUAUUGCAAAUCCUGAACCCUAUGGCACACGUUAUAUCACAACACACAGACACACACCCAAACCAGGUGGUCCAGCUCAAACCCCAGGUGUUUACAGCAGGAAGGUGUCCUCGUGCGUCAUGUCGAUAUGUAACGAAACGUAGUAGUGUACAGUAGAAAAAGGUUAGGUCUGAUUUACUGUUCAUGUGCUGGCAGCCUUCCACUUCCGAGUGUCUUACACAUGCUUAAUUGAAGGCCAUAAAAAUCACAGAUGAACACAAACACUGACCCACCAUUUACUGCAUCCUGUUAAUCUACCUCCUCAUAAACAGUGAUGGGGUAAGAUCCAUACAACUGGUUUAUGGUCAGUAGUGUAAACCGAAAAUCUGUGUUCUUUUCAGAAUAUUUCAGAUAGUGUCUCCCUGUUUUGCUACUUUUCUAAAUGUUUUCUCCAUGCUGAACAUGGCCCUCUUCUCAGAUGUGAAAGCACAUUAGCUCAGGGUUAAUAUAUGUCAGCAUAAAAAAAAACGGUUUCCCAGAAGCUAGGGGGCAGGGGUGCAAAGAGAUUAAACAAUCUGAGAAAAACAUCCAUCUUUAUAGGAAAGGGAGUCGUUUUUUGUUUUAAUGUGUGUUAGAAACCCCACAAUGUUUAUUAUGUAGAAAUAUGUUUAAUGGUCAAACUGCCAGAAUGCCUAAGCACCCCUGCGUGUGACCACAACUAUUUUAAUUUGUAAAAAAAUAUGAUAAGGAAGGAAUGUUAAUCCAUCACAAAAAAAAGUUAGUUAGUGCUAAAUCUUAUGACGCCUCUGUGAGAAAAUCAAACAUUUGGCUACCUUACUUAGAAUUGCAAACUUUAAGGAGUAGGGCCAUCAACUAGACCCACGGAACAGAAUUACAAAUAAUUUGUAGACGGCAAACUGACUGUAAGAAGCCCAAACAGAUAUAAUGUUUGAAUAAAACAUAAUCACUUCAAACCUUGUUUACGAUCACGCCUCUAUAUAAUGCGUGGGAGUAGGCCUAGUUGGGAACAGAUUUCUUAAAUUAAAAUCACGCGGAGCUGAUUUCCUUGUGUUUAUGUCCAACAAUGAACUUCUUUUUUUUUAUUACAAGUUCAACUUCUUUUUUUUUGGCACAGAAAAUUUGGGGGGCCAAAUAAAACCACCUGCGGGCCGCCAGUGGGGGAACCGCGGAGUAGGGCGUUCAGGGAGUUGGUCUGAUGGGAAUCUGUGAUGUCAUCAGCCCCCCCCCCUUUGCUUGAGGAGAAGUAGAGGAACGGCCCACUUGUGAUGUCAUGACAUAGCUGGACCACCUAUUGAGAUGUUCCCUUUUGUUAGCCCUUUACACUGGUGACCACUGGCCUAUAUGGAUAGGGCUACAUUGAAAUGUUUCUUACAUAAUUAAAUAUGAAAAGCAUAAUCAUGGUAGCAAUUAAAAGGGAAAAGUUUGGAGAUUAUGGGGGAAAUGAUUAGACCCAAGGUGAGGACACAACAGGUCACCUGACACAAGACUGGAUCCAAACAUUACACUGUUGAUUUGAUGUGCAUUUUACAUUUACUGUACUUUUCACAGCAUUUGUUGAUAAUGAAAUCUGAAAAUACUCUGAAAACAUUAAGUAACAUGAGAAGACUAUUCCUGGAAAAUGUGGGGUGCUGUAGAUGCGUAACAUAAGACAAAAAAAUGCCAAGGGUUUGAGUGAGCAGACUAACUGGUGUCUCCAAGUGGCCACACCUCUCCAAAGUGUGCACAGUUCCUAAGUAAUUUCAAUGUACUUUUAUGACUCAAAGAAGAGUCUUCAACUAUAAGGAGCUUUAGUUUUGAGCUCUCCUAGCUGGGCCGUUGAGGAACUAGAGUAAGAACACUUGUAGUUGUUUUGUUUGGAACACAACCCUGCAUCCCCGCCAUCACACAAUUACUGUUGUUGUUUACGCAAUACAGAAACUGACCAUUUUAAAUCACAAUCUGGGUCAGGUGGGCAUCAUUUGAAGGCUUGUUCUAUUGCCAACAUGACUAGCUAAGUUAUAAAAUACGAUCUUACAGUGUUAGGCUUUCACAAGGCUAUUCAGAGAAACAAGAUCAUAUUUUUGGUGCGCAUAGAAACAAGUCCUGAGUGCAUUCAGGUGCGUGUGCCGCGGAACAUUUUCUUCGCAAUAAACAAACCGGCUCAUUCCGUUCAGAACAACCCAGGGUAUGAAGACAUUUCAUCUUGUCACUGAACAUCUAACAUAGUGAUCAUAAACAUUGACCCUGUAUAUGACAUGAGUUCUAUGAUAUGGAAAUGUGAAGUGCACAUUUGGACUCACAGGUGUUUGGCUUGCUUGUAUGACAUCAAAGCAGUAUUUAUUUUAAUCCUCAACGUCUCAUCUUUCAAAAUACAUAGUCCUCUUAAUUUACAUAAUUCCCCCCACUCAGACAACAUAACAUGUGCAACAGUUGGCCAAUCAGCGGGAGGGAUGGGGGCAGCUUCUUGUCAUGCGGUGUUCAAAUUCAGAACAGCUGUCAGUCAAAACCCACACAGAGCUGUGAGGCACAGUCACUGAGCUCUGACGUCAUGUACAGUGGGGAAAAAAAGUAUUUAGUCAGCCACCAAUUGUGCAAGUUCUCCCACUUAAAAAGAUGAGAGAGGCCUGUAAUUUUCAUCAUAGGUACACGUCAACUAUGACAGACAAAAUGAGAUUUUUUUUCUCCAGAAAAUCACAUUGUAGGAUUUUUAAUGAAUUUAUUUGCAAAUUAUGGUGGAAAAUAAGUAUUUGGUCAAUAACAAAAGUUUCUCAAUACUUUGUUAUAUACCCUUUGUUGGCAAUGACACAGGUCAAACGUUUUCUGUAAGUCUUCACAAGGUUUUCACACACUGUUGCUGGUAUUUUGGCCCAUUCCUCCAUGCAGAUCUCCUCUAGAGCAGUGAUGUUUUGGGGCUGUCGCUGGGCAACACGGACUUUCAACUCCCUCCAAAGAUUUUCUAUGGGGUUGAGAUCUGGAGACUGGCUAGGCCACUCCAGGACCUUGAAAUGCUUCUUACGAAGCCACUCCUUCGUUGCCCGGGCGGUGUGUUUGGGAUCAUUGUCAUGCUGAAAGACCCAGCCACGUUUCAUCUUCAAUGCCCUUGCUGAUGGAAGGAGGUUUUCACUCAAAAUCUCACGAUACAUGGCCCCAUUCAUUCUUUCCUUUACACGGAUCAGUCGUCCUGGUCCCUUUGCAGAAAAACAGCCCCAAAGCAUGAUGUUUCCACCCCCAUGCUUCACAGUAGGUAUGGUGUUCUUUGGAUGCAACUCAGCAUUCUUUGUCCUCCAAACACGACGAGUUGAGUUUUUACCAAAAAGUUAUAUUUUGGUUUCAUCUGACCAUAUGACAUUCUCCCAAUCCUCUUCUGGAUCAUCCAAAUGCACUCUAGCAAACUUCAGACGGGCCUGGACAUGUACUGGCUUAAGCAGGGGGACACGUCUGGCACUGCAGGAUUUGAGUCCCUGGCGGCGUAGUGUCUUACUGAUGGUAGGCUUUGUUACUUUGGUCCCAGCUCUCUGCAGGUCAUUCACUAGGUCCCCCUGUGUGGUUCUGGGAUUUUUGCUCACCGUUCUUGUGAUCAUUUUGACCCCACGGGGUGAGAUCUUGCGUGGAGCCCCAGAUCGAGGGAGAUUAUCAGUGGUCUUGUAUGUCUUCCAUUUCCUAAUAAUUGCUCCCACAGUUGAUUUCUUCAAACCAAGCUGUUUACCUAUUGCAGAUUCAGUCUUCCCAGCCUGGUGCAGGUCUACAAUUUUGUUUCUGGUGUCCUUUGACAGCUCUUUGGUCUUGGCCAUAGUGGAGUUUGGAGUGUGACUGUUUGAGGUUGUGGACAGGUGUCUUUUAUAUUGAUAACAAGUUCAAACAGGUGCCAUUAAUACAGGUAACGAGUGGAGGACAGAGGAGCCUCUUAAAGAAGAAGUUACAGGUCUGUGAGAGCCAGAAAUCUUGCUUGUUUGUAGGUGACCAAAUACUUAUUUUCCACCAUAAUUUGCAAAUAAAUUCAUUAGAAAUCCUACAAUGUGAUUUUCUGGAUUUUCUUUCUCUCAAUUUGUCUGUCAUAGUUGACGUGUACCUAUGAUGAAAAUUACAGGCCUCUCUCAUCUUUUUAAGUGGGAGAACUUGCACACUUGGUGGCUGACUAAAUACUUUUUUCCCCCACUGUAUCAAGAAGCUGAUUAAACAGCAUCAUCAUUACACAGGUGCACCUUGUGCUGGGGACAAAAGGCCACUUUAAAAUGUGCGGUUUUGUCCCACAACACAAUGCCACAGAUGUCUCAAAUUUUGAGGGAGCGUGCAGUUGGCAUGCUGACUGCAGGAAUGUCCACCAGAGCUGUUGCCAGAGAAUUGAAUGUUAAUUUCUCUACCGUAAGCUGCCUCCAAAGUCGUUUUAGAUCAUUUGACAGUACAUCCAACCAAAUUCACAACCGCAGACCACGUGUAACCACGCCAGCCCAGGGCCUCCACGUCCAGCUUCUAUACCUGCGGGAUCAUCUGAUGAGGGGGAGGGGGGGUGCUGAGGGGUAGAAGUUACAGGUCUGUGAGAGCCAGAAAUCUUGCUUGUUUGUAGGUGACCAAAUACUUAUUUUCCACCAUAAUUUGCAAAUAAAUUCAUUAAAAAUCCUACAAUGUGAUUUUCUGGAGAAAAAAAAUCUCAAUUUGUCUGUCAUAGUUGACGUGUACCUAUGAUGAAAAUUAACAGGCCUCUCUCAUCUUUUUAAGUGGGAGAACUUGCACAAUUGGUGGCUGACUAAAUACUUUUUUUCCCCACUGUAUAGCGUGUUAAUGUCCAGCCACUGAGCUCUAACGUCAUGUAUAGCGUGUUACUGUCCAGCCAUCUGAGCUUCUGACGUCAUGUAUAGCGUUUUACUGUACAACCCAGAGCUCUGACUCAUGUAUAGCGUGUACUGUCCAGCCACUGAGCUCACGUCAAUGUAAGCAUGUUACUGACUGUCCAGCCACUGAGCUCUGACGUCAUUUAAGCGUGUUACUGGUACAGACCCAGAGCUCUGACGUCAUAUAUAAGCGUGUUACUGUCCACACUGAGCUCUGACGUCAUGUAUAGCUUUACUGUCCAGCCACUGAGCUCUGACUCAUGUAUAGCGUGUUACUGUACAGCACCACCGUGGGGGGGGGGGGGAGGAGAGGGAGCUCUGACGUCAUUAUAGCGUGUUAUGUACAGACCCAGAGCUCUGACGUCAUGUAUAGCGUGUUACUGUACAGCCACUGAGCUCUGACGUCAUGUAUAGCAUGUUACUGUCCAGCCACAGAGCUCUGACGUCAUGUAUAGCGUGUUACUGUCCAGCCACAGAGCUCUGACGUCAUGUAUAGCGUGUUACUGUACAGACCCAGAGCUCUGACGUCAUGUAUAGCGUGUUACUGUCCAGCCACUGAGCUCUGACGUCAUGUAUAGCGUGUUACUGUACAGCCACUGAGCUCUGACGUCAUGUAUAGCGUGUUACUGUCCAGCCACUGAGCUCUGACGUCAUGUAUAGCAUGUUACUGUACAGCCACUGAGCUCUGACGUCAUGUAUAGCGUGUUACUGUACAGACCCAGAGCUCUGACGUCAUGUAUAGCGUGUUACUGUCCAGCCACUGAGCUCUGACGUCAUGUAUAGCGUGUUACUGUCCAGCCACUGAGCUCUGACGUCAUGUAUAGCGUGUUACUGUCCAGACCCAGAGCUCUGACGUCAUGUAUAGCGUGUUACUGUCCAGCCACUGUGUUCCAAUUUAGGCGUUUAUCAGUGCCCAAAUCUGCCAUUUCCAAACCUUAUACGAUUAUAAAGGGCUACGUAAAUCAGGUGUUAAAUGAGGUGAAAAGGAGACUGAAGUGCUACUUUAAGUUUGGGCAGUCAGGCAUGGUCAACAAAGGUUUCAAAAAGUUCCACUGUCCAUCCAUGUUGUCUCACCAGAGAAUGGACGUGGUUUGGAUUUAGAGAACCUUCUGUUUGUCUUUUCAGUACGUCACUGAGCUUAUCUCUCUUCUGUUGGUUGGCUAAUGGCUACACCCUCUAUGUACAGAGAAGGUUGCGUCCCAAACAGGAACCUAUUCCCUAUGUAGUGCACUACUUUUGACCAAGGCCCAUAAGGGGAUAGGGUGGCAUUUGGGACACAACCAAGGUGUGUCUUUCUGACUGCUACAUACUGCUGGUCUGUUCUGUUUUGAGAGAGGUCAACCUCACGCUGCUACCUCUUUUACAAGGCUCUCUCAAUUUCAGUUCAAUUUCAAUUGAAGGGCUUUAUUGGCAUGGGAAACGUAUGUUAACAUCGCCAAAGCAAGUGAAGUAGAUAGUAAACAAAUGUGAAAUAAAUAUGAACAGUAAACAUUACACUCAGCAGUUCCAAAAGAAUAAAGACAUUUCACAUGUAAUAUUAUGUCUAUAUACAGUGUUGUAACAAUGUGCAAAUAGUUAAAGUACAAAUGGGAAAAUAAAUAAACAUAUGGGUUGUAUUUACAAUGGUGUUUGUUCUUCACUGGUUGCCCUUUUCUUGUGGCAACAUGUCACAAAUCUUGCUGCUGUGAUGGCUCACUGUGGUUUUUCACCCAAUAGAUAUGGGAGUUUAUCAAAAUUGGGUUUAUUUUCAAAUUCUUUGUGGAUCUGUGUAAUCUGAGGGAAAUAUGUGUCUCUAAUAUGGUCAUACAUUUGGCAGGAGGUUAGGAAGUGCAGCUCAGUUUCCACCUCAUUUUGUGGGCAGUGUGCACAUAGCCUGUCUUCUCUUGAGAGCCAGGUCUGCCUACGGCAGCCUUUCUCAAUAGCAAAGCUAUGCUCACGGAGUCUGUACAUAGUCAAAGCAAUCCUUAAGUUUGGGUCAGUCACAGUGGUCAGGUAUUCUGCCACUGUGUACUCUCUGUUUAGGGCCAAAUAGCAUUUUAGUUUGCUCAGUUUUUUUGUUAAUUCUUUCCAAUGUGUCAAGUAAUUCUCUUUUUGUUUUCUCAUGAUUUGGUUUGGUAUAAUUGUGUUGUUGUCCUGGGGCUCUCUCUCUCUCUCUCUCUCUCUCUCUCUCUCUCUUCUCUCUCUCUCUCGCUCUCUGCUCUCUCUCUCUCUCAUCUCUCUCUCUCUCUCUCUCUCUCUCUCUCUCCUCUCUCUAUCUCUCUCUCUCUCUCUCUCUCUCUCUCUCUCUCUAUCUUUUUUAUAUUCUCUGGAUUAUCCUUGCCCUGUGACCUGCUACCUUCAGACUAGCCAAUAAAAAUAAAAGAUUAAUGGGCAGUCUGAGAAGGUCAGCAUCCCGGAGUCCCCUCUUCACUGUUGACGUUGAGACUGGUGUUUUGCGGGUACUAUUUAAUGAAGCUGCCAGUUGAGGACAUGUGAGGCGUCUGUUUCUCAAACUAGACACUCUAAUGUAUUUCUCCUCUUGCUCAGUUGUGCACCGGCGCCUCCCACUCCUCUUUCUAUUCUGGUUAGAGCCAGUUUGCGCUGUUCUGUGAAGGGAGUAGUACACAGCGUUGUACGAGAUCUUCAGUUUCUUGGCAAUUUCUCACAUGGAAUAGCCUUCAUUUCUCAGAACAAGAAUAGACUGACGAGUUUCAGAAGAAAGUUGUUUGUUUCUGGACAUUUUGAGCCUGUAAUCAAACCCACAAUUGCUGAUGCUCCAGAUACUCAACUAGUCUCAAGAAGGCCAGUUUUAUUGCUUCUUUAAUCAGCACAACAGUUUUCAGCUGUGCUAACAUAAUUGCAAAAGGGUUUUCUAAUGAUAAAUUAGCCUUUUAAAAUGAUAAACUUGGAUUAGCAACACAACGUGCCAUUGGAACACAGGACUGAUGGUUGCUGAUAAUGGGCCUCUGUACGCCUAUGUAGAUAUUCCAUUAAAAAUCAGCCGUUUCCAGCCACAAUAGCCAUUUACAACAUUAACAAUGUCUACACUGUAUUUCUGAUCAAUUUGAUGUUAUUUUAAUGCACCAUUUUUUUUUCAAAGUGACCCCAAACUUUUGAACGGUAGUGUAUGUAUAUCUAUAUACUGUAUUUGCAAAAAUAUAUGUGGGAUUAGAAGUGAUGCAGACAAUUACAUUGAUGGAAGUUACAAUCUAUCUACAAUAUGAAAGCUGAUAUACCCCCUAAAAAAUAUACAGUGGGGGAAAAAAGUAUUUAGUCAGCCACCAAUUGUGCAAGUUCUCCCACUUAAAAAGAUGAGAGAGGCCUGUAAUUUUCAUCAUAGGUACACGUCAACUAUGACAGACAAAAUGAGGAAAAAAAUCCAGAAAAUCCCAUUGUAGGAUUUUUAAUGAAUUUAUUUGCAAAUUAUGGUGGAAAAUAAGUAUUUGGUCAAUAACAAAAGUUUCUCAAUACUUUGUUAUAUACCCUUUGUUGGCAAUGACACAGGUCAAACGUUUUCUGUACAAUUUUGUUUCUGGUGUCCUUUGACAGCUCUUUGGUCUUGGCCAUAGUGGAGUUUGGAGUGUGACUGUUUGAGGUUGUGGACAGGUGUAUUUUAUACUGAUAACAAGUUCAAACAGGUGCCAUUAAUACAGGUAACGAGUGGAGGACAGAGGAGCCUCUUAAAGAAGAAGUUACAGGUCUGUGAGAGCCAGAAAUCUUGCUUGUUUGUAGGUGACCAAAUACUUAUUUUCCACCAUAAUUUGCAAAUAAAUUCAUUAAAAAUCCUACAAUGUGAUUUUCUGGAUUUUUUUUCUCAAUUUGUCUGUCAUAGUUGACGUGUACCUAUGAUGAAAAUUACAGGCCUCUCUCAUCUUUUUAAGUGGGAGAACUUGCACAAUUGGUGGCUGACUAAAUACUUUUUUUCCCCACUGUACCCCCUAAAAAUAUAUAUAUAAUAAUAAUUGUCUAAGAAGCAGUAGAUCUCUUCUAUGUGUCCUGUUAUUAUGCUUCCCCAUAAGUUUCGUUUUUGUAUCUUUUACUUUCAGUUUUGUACACCAGCUUCAAACCGCUGAAAAUACAAUAUUUUAGGUUAUUGACAAUAUACUGUAUUUCACAGAGGUUUAGACGGUACAAUGAUUCUCUACACUAUGCAUUGCUUGUUUUUGUCACAUAAACUGAAAUUAGGCAAACUAUUAUUGGAAUUUUUGCAACCAGGAAAUGGCUGAGUGAUUUUGGGAUAUUGCACCUUUAAAUUUAGUAACAGUCAAAUUAUAAAACCCCAAACUAUAACUCAAUUUGACCUUCCUUAUAACUGUCUCUCCAUUGACUGUUCAUUCAUGGGUAUGGUGGAGUUUGAUCUUGAUCCUGAUCUGAGUUUACAUUGCGAGAUCAAAAUGGUACCAUGAAGCUAGGUGUCCGCUAGCUUGGGUCCGAACUGAAUUGUUCUGUUUCACAUAUCGAGAAGUGCAAUGGAUGGAUCAAGGCCACACAGGAGUUUGCUUGAUGUAUUUCAGUGGAAACUAGUAGAUUAUUUAGUUAACCUAGUAGAUUAUUUAGUUAACCUAGUAGAUUAUUUAAUUAACCUAGUAGAUUAUUUAGUUAACCUAGUAGAUUAUUUAAUUAACCUAGUAGAUUCUUUAGUUAACCUAGUAGAUUCUUUAGUUAACCUAGUAGAUUAUUUAGUUAACCUAGUAGAUUAUUUAGUUAACCUAGUAGAUUCUUUAGUUAAACUAGUAGAUUCUUUAUUUAAACUAGUAUAUUAUUUAAUUAACCUAGUAGAUUCUUUAGUUAAACUAGUAUAUUAUUUAGUUAAACUAGUAGAUUAUUUAGUUAAACUAGUAGAUUCUUUAUUUAAACUAGUAGAUUAUUUAGUUAAACUAGUAGAUUAUUGAUUUAACCUAGUAAAUUCUUUAGUUAAUAUCAUUGACUCAGUAUCAGUUGUAACCAGGGUUUGGAACCACUUUUUUUUUUUGGCAAUCGUUUCUUUCUCAACAGAACCCUUUAAAAAAAAAAAUCAGUUCCACUGUUUGGGCAAAAUAAAGUUCUGAACACGUUCGAACCAAAAAAUAGUACCGGUUUAUAUCAUUAUUUUCUGUUCCUUUUUAAACCUCUGAAAUCUGCAAAAAAAAUUAAAUACAUUUAGCUUGACAUUAAAUUACUUCACCAACCAAGUGCGGAUAGAGCAGCUUGCUAUGGAGCGGGUAAGCAUUUUAAUCUGCAUAGGAAAGUCGUUAAGAGCAAAUUGUAUUUUGCCAUAACUUGUUAUGACAUGCAUUAUCUGAAUUAGGCCCACAUAAUUAUACCUAUGGAGGAAAGGCUUCAAUGGAGGAACUUUGAAUGUCUUUGAAUUUCCGAGUUGGGUUAAAGUUGGACCAGACCAAACGUUAGCUAGCUAGCUAACAAGCAGAGCAGCACUAGAAUUAAAAACAUUUCUUAAAUUUUUGUAGUUAAUACAUCCAAUGAGAAACGUGAUAACUAUAGUAUCCUAAACUAGCAUUGAAAAAGUUUAUCCAUUCUUCUAAAAUUAAACAUCUCUCCCCUAAUUUAUGAACCACGCUUGUAACGUCGUCAGUAGGCUACAGUAACCUAUACGUCAGAGGGGAGGGGCAGGUAACCUACACGCACACCCAUUGGUAAAGAUUUCCAGCUGGCAGGCAGAUGCUGGAAUACGUUUCUGACAUUUUUGUGGGACUGGGAAAAAGAAUGCCCGGAACGUUAUUAACCGGUUCCCAUGCUUCUAAAAUAACGGUUCUGUUCUGGAACAGUGUAGAGCACUUUCGUUUCAGGUUCGGCUUCUGUUCCUCUAAUAACUGUAUUAUUUUCUGGUUUUUCGUUUCUGUUCCCUGAACCGGUUACAACCGUUGGUAGUAACCUUACUUCUGUUUGUUUGUGUUCAUACACUAGUAAAUCACCAGUUAGUUAGUAAAUACAUUGCACAGAGAGAGAGAGAGAGAGAGCGUCAUUAAGCUGAGCAGACUAAUGAGAGCGGAGGUAGUUUAGUAGGGACAGCAGUCUGGUCUUUGAUGAUGAUUAUAUUGUGUAGCUGAGCCUUUCAUCUUCAUUCAUCACAAUAGACUGCAGCAGGACGGAAAACAAUGUUAGGCCUGGGAUCUGCCUCUCACUUUCAAGUCUAUUGGGUUCAAUGGCUGUAUAAAUAUGGUUGAGCUAGUCGGAAAUGAAGACAAGCUUUUUUUUUUUUUUUUUUUUUUAGGAAGACAGACUGUUAACUUUUAUGUUUAGACUGUUUUAUGGAAGUCCAGCUGUGUCCAGCCCCUGCACACAGACACACACACACACAUACACACGUUUGUUUUACUAUUCUUGUGGGGACCAAACAAUUGAUUCCCAUUCAAAUUCCUAUUUUCCCUAACCCUAACCUUAACCCUAACUCCCAAAUCUAAUUCUAACCCUAAACCUAACCCCUAAGCCUAAAAUAGCCUUUUUCCUUGUGGAUGCCUGCGAAAUGUCCCCACUUGUCCAAAUAUUCCUUGUUUUACUAUCCCUGUAAGGACCUCUGGUAAAACCAAACACACACACACAGGGUCCAGCCAAACGUCUCCUCAGCACUUGUCUCUGUAAUGAAAGUUAUGAAACCGUCUGGAAUAUUAUGUAAUAUUACAUUCAGCACUUCCUUUAAUUAUCUCCCCUCAGCAGGCCACAAGGCUCAGACAAAUUUAUUUUUAAUUUCACCUUUAUUUAACUAGGCAAGUCAGUUAAGAACAAAUUCUUAUUUACAAUGAAGGCCUACCCCGGCCAAACCCGGACGACGCCCAAUGGGACUCCCAAUCACGGCCGGAGAUGGAGGUACAGGUGUUUGUACUCGCUGCUCUUUGCCCUUAAUUGCUCUGACAAAGAAUGUGUGUGUGUGUGUGUGUGUGUGUGUGUGUGUGUGUGUUCACGCAUACUCAUGGCCUGUCGCUGUGUGUGUUCACUGCGUUCACACUCUGUUUCUCCAUAGCUGUCAUUAAGACAGAUAUAAGCACAACUUACACUGAAGCCCAGCCCCAUAGCUGUCAUUAAAUACGCUUUUUGUCUUUAUAAUGGACCAUCUGACAGGAUUUUAUUGCCCACUGUGUUGAAGCUAUUCUAGUAUGUCAGAAAAGCCCAGAGGACUCACCACAAACAAGCCAACUAGAAUUCCUCUGAAACCUGAAACAUAAUAUUUCAAUGCUUCUAUUCUCAUGUUGAGAGAGGCACUAAAACAAAAUGUGAUCCUUAUGUCUACAAAAAAAAGUUAACUCUGAAUUGUAGCUUUACGCUGAGGUACCCCUUGAAGCUUCAAUAGCAGCAGAGGAUCUUUUUUUUUUUGCCAGACUUGUCAGUCAAACUGAUAAACCUUUUGUUUUAAACUAAAUCACAAAACAAAAAGGUUUUUUCAGCUUGUUCGGUUGCUUGAGAAAAAAGGUCUAGUCGAAACGUUAAUAAUUAAAAACCUGAUCCAAAACAGGGAUGACCUGAGUGAAGGCAUCUAUUGUGUGUGCUAACCAAGCAGAAAGCCAAGCUUUAAUAGGAGCAUUAACUGUUCCAGGAUCAGACUGGGAGUUGAUUCUGCCUCCGCUCCGCCUGUUGUUCUGGCAGCUGAUAAAUAACACAAGGGUUAGAUUUACUACUACUGUUUUCAUAUUAAAUCCAGGUCUAAACCUUAACAUGUCCCCCUUGGCCCUUGGAUCACCUCGUGUCUAAACACAGCGGCCCCAGGAGGUUCUGGACUGGAUGAGGCUCAACCUCCAUCCCAAAUGGCACCCUAUUCCCUACAUACAAGUAGUGCACUACAAUAUACCCUGGUCAAAAGUAGUGCAGUAUAUAGGGUGCCAUUUGCGACGCAGCCUCAGUCCAUUCAAACGGUUCACAGGGUCUGUCUGUCUACUUACGGACAGACCGACAGACCCUGUUCCAGACCACUGGGAAACGGGCCCAACGCACGACAACUUUGAUCCCUGUGUGUCUUUUUGGCGUCAGAGAAAUACACUGCUCAAAAAAAUAAAGGGAACACAAAAAUAAAACAUCCUAGAUCUGAAUGAAUUAAAUAAUCUUAUUAAAUACUUUUUUCUUUACAUAGUUGAAUGUGCUGACAACAAAAUCACACAAAAAUGAUCAAUGGAAAUCAAAUUUAUCAACCCAUGGAGGUCUGGAUUUGGAGUCACCCUCAAAAUUAAAGUGGAAAACCACACUACAGGCUGAUCCAACUUUGAUGUAAUGUCCUUAAAACAAGUCAAAAUGAGGCUCAGUAGUGUGUGUGGCCUCCACGUGCCUGUAUGACCUCCCUACAACGCUUGGGCAUGCUCCUGAUGAGGUGGCGGAUGGUCUCCUGAGGGAUCUCCUCCCAGACCUGGACUAAAGCAUCCGCCAACUCCUGGACAGUCUGUGGUGCAACGUGGCAUUGGUAGAUGGAGCGAGACAUGAUGUCCCAGAUGUGCUCAAUUGGAUUCAGGUCUGGGGAACGGGCGGGCCAGUCCAUAGCAUCAAUGCUUUCCUCUUGCAGGAACUGCUGACACACUCCAGCCACAUGAGGUCUAACAUUGUCUUGCAUUAGGAGGAACCCAGGGCCAACCGCACCAGCAUAUGGUCUCACAAGGGGUCUGAGGAUCUCAUCUCGGUACCUAAUGGCAGUCAGGCUACCUCUGGUGAGCACAUGGAGGGCUGUGCGGCCCCCCAUAGAAAUGCCACCCCACACCAUGACUGACCCACAGCCAAACCGGUCAUGCUGGAGGAUGUUGCAGGCAGCAGAACGUUCUCCACGGCGUCUCCAGACUCUGUCACGUCUGUCACGUGCUCAGUGUGAACCUGCUUUCAUCUGUGAAGAGCACAGGGCGCCAGUGGCGAAUUUGCCAAUCUUGGUGUUCUCUGGCAAAUGCCAAACGUCCUGCACGGUGUUGGGCUGUAAGCACAACCCCCACCUGUCGAUGUCGGACCCUCAUACCACCCCCAUGGAGUCUGUUUCUGACCGUUUGAGCAGCCACAUGCACAUUUGUGGCCUGCUGGAGGUCAUUUUGCAGGGCUCUGACAGUGCUCCUCCUGCUCCUCCUUGCACAAAGGCGGAGGUAGCAGUCCUGCUGCUGGGUUGUUGCCCUCCUACGGCCUCCUCCACGUCUCCUGAUGUACUGGCCUGUCUCCAGGUAGCGCCUCCAUGCUCUGGACACUACGCUGACAGACACAGCAAACCUUCUUCCCACAGCUCGCAUUGAUGUGCCAUCCUGGAUGAGCUGCACUACCUGAGCCACUUGUGUGGGUUGUAGACUCCGUCUCAUGCUACCACUAGAGUGAAAGCACCGGCAGCAUUCAAAAGUGACCAAAACAUCAGCCAGGAAGCAUAGGAACGGAGAAGUGGUCUGUGGUCAUCACCUGCAGAACCACUCCUUUAUUGGGGGUGUCUUGCUAAUUGCCUAUAAUUUUCACCUGUUGUCUAUUCCAUUUGCACAACAGCAUGUGAAAUGUAUUGUCAAUCAGUGUUGCUUCCUAAGUGGACAGUUUGAUUUCACAGAAGUGUGAUUGACUUGGAGUUACAUUGUGUUGUUUAAGUGUUCCUUUUAUUUUUUUGAGCAGUGUAGAUCCAGAGACGGGAACUUAAGUGACUGACUGGCCGGCCUCUUGAAGCUGAGCACAGGGUAAACAGCUUAAAUCAUAGACAAUAUAUCUAUAUCUAUGGCGAAUAUACACUAGAACUCUAUGUACUGUACUGUCCAAUACAGUACACUCACUGUUCCUCUGUUCUCAAGUGAGACCUGGCCAUCAUCAGUACCAAACGAUCUCCGUCAGCACAGUUGGAUCUGAACACGAUUCACCUGUCCCUGUGUUAUGAUCCCUGCUGGAAUUUAACCCACAAAGCUAUUAAUUACUGCACCAACGGAGCCAGUCACAUCAUCAGUCACACAGGACUAUCACGUGAGAUGUAGAUGGAUGACAGUCUCUUCAGGUUCUGUGACAAAUCUGUCUUGUCUCUGAAAAAGGAGAAAAUAGCUUUCAUUUCUUAAUUGAAAACAUUUUGACUGCUACACCAAAGUUUCCAUUUUACGACCGCAACCUAAAGUGUCUUCAGAUCUAUCACAGUGACAGAGAGAAACAAAGACAGUGGACAGCUAAUCCCCAGACUCGAAAGAGUCAUAAGAGAGGCUCUACCCUCCGUUCUAUUGGCGAACGUACAAUCACUAAUUUUCCAUACGCACAAAAAGGUAAUUUCUUUCAAAUGUUAGUGAGCAUUUCUCCUUUGCCAAGAUAAUCCAUCCACCUGACACGUGUGGCAUAUCAAGAAGCUGAUUAAACGGCAUGAUCAUUACACAGGUGCACCUUGUACUGGAGACAAUAAAAGGCCACUCUAAAAUGUUUUGUCACACAACACAAUGCCACGGAUGUCUCAUGUUUUGAGGGACUGAUAUACAUAUUUUUUUCGUACUGAAAAAGACCGCACUCAACGAGCUGUAUAAGGCCAUAAGCAAACAAGAAAAUGCUCAUCCAGAGGCGGCGCUCCUAGUGGCCGGUGAUUUUAAUGCAGGGAAACUGAAAUCCGUCUUACCUCAUUUUGACCAGCAUGUCACCUGUGCAAAUAGAGGUGACAAAAAUCAUCUUUACUCCACACACAGAAACACAUACAAAGCUCUCCCUCGCCCUCCAUUUGGCAAAUCUGACCAUAACUCUAUCCUCCUGAUUCCUGCUUACACACAAAAACUCAAACAGGAAGCACCAGUGUUGUGCUCAAUACGGAAGUGGUCCGAUUAAGCGGAUGCUAAGCUACAGGACUGUUUCGCUAACACAGAUUGGAAUAGGUUCCGGGAUUCAUACGAUAACAUUGAGGAGUUCACCACAUCAGCCACCAGCUUCACUAAAAAGUGCAUCAACAACGUCGUCCCCACAGUGACCAUCAUUACAUAUCCCAACCAGAAGCCAUGGAUUACAGGCAACAUCUGUACUGAGCUAAAGGCUAGAGCUGAUGCUUUCAAGGAGUGGUACACUAAUCUGGACUCUUACACGAAAUCCCACUACGACCUCCGACGAGCCAUCAAACAGGCAAAACAUCAAUACAGGACUAAGAUCAGAUCCCAUUACACCGGCUCUGAUGCUCGUCGGAUGUGGCAGGGCUCGCAAACUAUCACGGAUUACAAAGGCAAACCCAGCCGUGAGCUGCCCAGUGACUCGAGCCUACCAGAUGAGCUAAAUGCCUUUUAUGCUCGCUUCGAGGCAAACAACACUGAACCAUGCAUGAGAGCACCAGCUGUUCCAGACAACUGUGUGUUCUCGCUGCCCGUAGCCGAUGUAAGACCUUUAAACAUUUUAACAUUCACAAGGCUGCAGGGCCAGAUGGAUUACCAGGACACGUACUCAGAGCAUGCGCUGACCAGCUGGCAAGUGACUUCACUGACAUUUUCAACCUCUUCCUGACCCAGUCUGUAACACCUACAUGUUUCAAGCAGACCACCAUAGUCCCUGUGCCCAAGAAUGCCAAGGUAACCUGUCUAAAUGACUAUCUCACAUCUGUAGCCAUAAAAUGCUUUGAAAGGCUGGUCAUGGCUCACAUCAACACCAUCAUCCCAGACACCCUGGACCCACUCCAAUUUACAUACCAUCCCAAUAGACCACAGAUCACGCAAUCUCUGUUGCACUCCACACUGCCCUUUCUCACCUGGACAAGAGGAACACCUAUGUGAGAAUACUGUUCAUUGACUAUAGCUCAGCGUUCAACACCAUUGUGCCCUCCAAGCUCAUCACUAAGCUCAGGAUCCUGGGACUGAAUACCUCCCUCUGCAACUGGAUCCUGGACUUCCUGAAAGGCCACCCCCAGGUGAUGAGGGUAGGCAACAACACAUCCGCCACGCUGACCCUCAAUAUGGGGGCCCCUCAGGACAUGGGGGCCCCUCAGGGGUGCAUGCUUAGUUCCGUCCUGUACUCCCUGUUCACCCACAACUCAACGGCCACCAGCUCUGCACCCUCCGCUGCAACUUGCCCAUGCCCCCCCCCCACUUCUCCUUCACCCAAAUUCAGAUAGCUGAUGUCCUGAAAGAGCUGCUAAAUCUGGACCCCUACAAAUCAGCUGGGCUAGACAAUCUGGACCCACCAAUCCACAUCGAAGGGGCUGUAGUGGAACGGGUCAAGAGCUUCCAGUUCCUCAGUGUCCUCAUCACUAAGGAAUCAUCAUGGUCCACACACACCAACACAGUUGGCACAACAACGCCUGAUCCCCCUCAGGAGGCUGAAAAGAUUCGGCAUGGGCCCUCAGACCCUCAAAAGUUAUACAGCGGCACCAUCGAGAGCAUCUUGACUGGCUGCAUCAAAUCAAAUCAAAAAACAUCAAAUCAAAUCAAAUUUUGCUCAUCACAUGCGCCGAAUACAACCGGUGUAGACUUUAGAGUGAAAUGAUUGCUUACAAACCUUUCCCAACGAUGCAGAGUUUAAAAAAUAAUCAUACAAAAUAAAAUAGUAACUAACACAAGGAAUACAAUUAAAAUACACAAGAACGGAACUAUACACAGGGAGUACCAGUACCAGAUCAAUGUGGAGCUAUAUACAGGAAGUACCAGUACCAGAUCAAUGUGGAGCUAUAUACAGGGAGUACCAGUACCAGAUCAAUGUGGAGCUAUACACAGGGAGUACCAGUACCAGAUCAAUGUGCAGAGGUAUUUGAUAUGUACACGAAGGCACGGUAAUGAUGCUGCCAUGGUGACCCCUUGACCUUUUACACAGUUUGUUACAUUACAGCCUUAUUCUAAAAUGGAUUAAAUUGUUUUUUUUACCUAAUCAAUCUACACACAAUACCCCAUAAUGACAAAGCAAAAAAUACUGAAAUAUCACAUUUACAAAAGUAUUCAGACCCUUUACUCAGUACUUUGUUGAAGCACCUUUGGCAGCGAUUACAGCCUCGAGUCUUCUUGGGUAUGACGCUACAAGCUUGGCACACCUUUAUUUGGGGAGUUUCUCCCAUUCUUUUCUGCAGAUCCUUUCAAUUUUGGUCAGGUUGGAUGGGGAGCGUCGCUGCGCAGCUAUUUUCAGGUCUCUCCAGAAAUGUUCGAUCGGGUUCAAGUCCGGACUCCAGCUGGGCCACUCAAGGACAUUCAGAUAUUUGUCCCAAAGCCACUCAUGCGUUGUCUUGGCUGUGUGCUUAGGGUCGUUGUCCUGUUGGAAGGUGAACCUUCGCCCCAGUCUGAGGUCCUGAGUGCUCUGGAGCAGGUUUUCAUCAAGGAUCUCUCUGUACUUUGCUCCGUUCAUCUUUCCCUCCAUCCUGACUAGUCUCCCAGUCCCUGCUGCUGAAAAACAUCCCCACAGCAUGAUGCUGCCACCACCAUGCUUCACUGUAGGGAUGGUGCCAGGUUUCCUCCAGACGUGACACUUGGCAUUCAGGCCAAAGAGUUCAAUCUUGGUUUCAUCAGACCAGAGAAUCUUGUUUCUCAUGGUCUGAGAGUCCGUUAGGUGCCUUUUGGUCCUCUGUAGCUCAAUUGGUAGAGCAUGGCGCUUGUAACGCCAGGGUAGUGGGUUCGAUCCCCGGGACCACCCAUACGUAAAAAUGUAUGCACGCAUGACUGUAAGUCGCUUUGGAUAAAAGCAUCUGCUAAAUGGCAUAUUAUUAUUAUUAUUAUUUUUAUUAACUCCAAGCGGACUGUCAUGUGCCUUUUACUGAGGAGUGGCUUCCGUCUGGCCACUCUACCAUGAAGGCCUGAUUGGUGGAGUUCCCCAGAUCUGUGCCUUGACACAAUCCUGUCUCGGAGCUCUACGGACAAUUCCUUCGACCUCAUGGCUUGGUUUUGCACUGUCAUGCACUGUCAACUGUGGGACCUUAUAUAGACAGGUGUGUGCCUUUCCAAAUCAUGUCCAAUCAAUUGAAUUUACCACAGUUGGACUCCAAUCAAGUUGUAGAAACAUCUCAAGGAUGAUCAAUGGAAAUAGGAUGCACCUGAGCUCAAUUUAGAGUCUCACAGAAAAGGGUCUGAAUACUUAAAUAAGGUAUAUGUUUUUUAUUUUUUCAUAAAUUUGCAAACAUUUCUAAAAAAAUGUUUUCACUUUGUCAUUAUGGGGUAUUGUGUGUAGAUUGAUGAGGAAAACAUUUAAGUUAAUCAAUUUUAGAAUAAGGCUGUAACGUAGUAAAAUGUGGAAAAAGUCAAGGGGUCUGAAUAUUUUCUGAAUGCGCUGUAUGUACAUGAAGGCAGGGUAAAGUGACUAGGCAUCAGGAUAGAUAAUAAUAAGGUAUUUGAGGUAGAUAUGUACAUGAAGGCAGGGUAAAGUGACUAGGCAUCAGGAUAGAUAAUAAUAAGGUAUUUGAGGUAGAUAUGUACAUGAAGGCAGGGUAAAGUGACUAGGCAUCAGGAUAGAUAAUAAUAAGGUAUUGGAGGUAGAUAUGUAGAUGAAGGCAGGGUAAAGUGACUAGGCAUCAGGAUAGAUAAUAAUAAGGUAUUUGAGGUAGAUAUGUCCAUGAAGGCAGGGUAAAGUGACUAGGCAUCAGGAUAGAUAAUAAUAAGGUAUUUGAGGUAGAUAUGUACAUGAAGGCAGGGUAAAGUGACUAGGCAUCAGGAUAGAUAAUAAUAAGGUAUUUGAGGUAGAUAUGUACAUGAAGGCAGGGUAAAGUGACUAGGCAUCAGGAUAGAUAAUAAUAAGGUAUUUGAGGUAGAUAUGUACAUGAAGGCAGGGUAAAGUGACUAGGCAUCAGGAUAGAUAAUAAUAAGGUAUUUGAGGUAGAUAUGUAGAUGAAGGCAGGGUAAAGUGACUAGGCAUCAGGAUAGAUAAUAAUAAGGUAUUUGAGGUAGAUAUGUACAUGAAGGCAGGGUAAAGUGACUAGGCAUCAGGAUAUAUAAUAAUAAGGUAUUUGAGGUAGAUAUGUACAUGAAGGCAGGGUAAAGUGACUAGGCAUCAGGAUAUAUAAUAAUAAGGUAUUUGAGGUAGAUAUGUACAUGAAGGCAGGGUAAAGUGACUAGGCAUCAGGAUAGAUAAUAAUAAGGUAUUUGAGGUAGAUAUGUACAUGAAGGCAGGGUAAAGUGACUAGGCAUCAGGAUAGAUAAUAAUAAGGUAUUGGAGGUAGAUAUGUACAUGAAGGCAGGGUAAAGUGACUAGGCAUCAGGAUAGAUAAUAAUAAGGUAUUUGAGGUAGAUAUGUACAUGAAGGCAGGGUAAAGUGACUAGGCAUCAGGAUAUAUAAUAAUAAGGUAUUUGAGGUAGAUAUGUACAUGAAGGCAGGGUAAAGUGACUAGGCAUCAGGAUAUAUAAUAAUAAGGUAUUUGAGGUAGAUAUGUACAUGAAGGCAGGGUAAAGUGACUAGGCAUCAGGAUAGAUAAUAAUAAGGUAUUGGAGGUAGAUAUGUACAUGAAGGCAGGGUAAAGUGACUAGGCAUCAGGAUAGAUCAUAAUAAGGUAUUUGAGGUAGAUAUGUACAUGAAGGCAGGGUAAAGUGACUAGGCAUCAGGAUAGAUACUAAUAACAUUUUUACAUUUUUACAUUUUAGUCAUUUAGCAGACGCUCUUAUCCAGAGCGACUUACAGUUAGUGAGUGCAUACAUGUUUUUCAUACUGGGCCCAAUAAGGCCCAAUAAGAGUGAAGAACAGAGUAGCAGCAUCAAAUGACGAUUGUAAAAGUGUUUGUGUGAGUGUGCGUGUGUGUUUGUGUUGUGUCGGAAUGCGCGUGUGUGUGUUAUGUGUGUGUGUGUGCGUAUGUAGUGUUUGAAUGUGUGAGGGAUUUGGUUUUGAUUGACAGUGUAGUGUGAGUGAAGGUGUGUGUAUAUAACGUGUAGUGUAGUCCGUAGGCUCAGUGCAAGAUAGAGUCAGUGCAGAUAGUUCGGGUACUAUUCAUUGGCUAUUUGGCAGUCUUAUGGCUUGAGGGUAGAAGCUGUCUCAGAGCCUGUUGGUCCGAGAUCCGAUGUCCCGGUACUGUUUCCCGGACGGUAUCAGUGUGAACAGUCUAUGGUUUGGGUGGCUGGACUCUGUGGCAAUUUUCUGCCCUUCAUCUGACACCGCCUGGUAUAGAGGUUCUGGAUUGCAUGGAGCUCGGUCCCAGUGAUGUACAGUGCUGUCCGCACCACCCUUUGUAGCGCUUUGCGGACAAAGGUGGUGCAAUUACCAUACUAAGCGGUGAUGCAGCCAGUCAACAUGCUCUCGUUGGUGCAGCUGUAUAACUUUUUGAGGAUCUGAAGGCCCAUGCCAAAACGUUUCAGCCUCCUCAGGGGGAAGAGGCGCUGCUGUGCCCUCUUCACGACUGUGUGGGUGGGUAUACACUCAUGUAUUCUAGGGGAUACACUCAUAGCCGUGGGAAGAUGUUUUGAGUUGGGAGUGCUAGUAACACAAUGCAUGCAUCUACACUGAGUAUACAAAACAUUAGGAACACCUUCUGAAUAUUGAGUUAAACCCCCUUUUGCUCUCAGAACAGCCUCAAUUCGUUGGGGGCGUGGACUCUACAAGGUGUCGAAAGCGUUCCAAAGGGAUGCUGGCCCAUGUUGACUCCAAUGCUUCUUCCAGUUCUGUUGUCAAGUUGGCUGAAUGUCCUUUGGGUGGUGGACCAUUCUUGAUGCACACGGGAAACUGUUGAGCAUGAAAAACCCAACAGUGUUACAGUUCUUAAAACAUAAACCGGUGCGCCUGGCAUCUACUACCAUACCCGGUUCAAAGGCACUUCAAUCUUUUGUCUUGUCCAUUCACCCUCUGAAUGGCACACAUACACAAUCCAUGUCUCAAUUGUCUCAAUGCUUAAAAAUCCUUCUUUAACCCAUCUCCUCCCCUUCAGCUACACUGAUUGAAGUGGAUUUAACAACUGGAUUCACCUGGUCUAUCUAUGUCAUGGAAAAAGCAGCUGUUCCUAAUGCUUUGUACACUGUGUAUAAUACCAUUUGCGUAGCAUACAGUUGAGCAGAUGGGUUUUUAGGAUUUCCAAACAUGGGGAUAAUUUUUUUCAGGGUCUAGAAAAACAAUUGUCCUUUUAUAAACACAUCUCAUGCAUUCUACGUCAUUUACAUGAUAGAAGACAUUAGCAGAAUAUGUUUUAAUACCACACAAAUGGCCAAAUGCAGUCUACUGUGCAACUCGCUAUUCAGGUAGGAUGCAAUUCUGGAACUUAUUUUAUCGUAUUCAUAAUCGUUUAUUUUAUCAUUUGUAUUAUUGUGUAUCAUUGUUAUUAUCGUAGGCCUAUUUAUUCAUCGAAACCAGCUCUUUAAAUUUGCAAAUGUGUUUUGUUUCAUUCUGUUGAGACAUUUUCGCUGGCUAAAUUAAGUUUGAUCGAGGGUGGUGGGGGAGGUUCUACCCCUUUAGGUAUAUUGAAUGUGGUCUUUACUACUAGAAACACAUAGAAACACAUAGAAACACAUAGAAACACAUAUAAACACAUAGAAACACAUUGAAUAACACAUUCAUAAAUGGCAAAAGAGACAGUCAAAAAAUAAAUCAGAAGGAACGAGGUUUGAAGUGUCUGUCCUAUAUCUAGUACAUAUAAGAAAGAUCAGGAAAUAUAUAUAUAUUAUUUAACCCCAUUACAUUUGUACAGGUUACCUUCGGACGAGUCCCGUGACACUUGUCGUAGAGCGAAAUGGAGAACACCAUCGCGUUCGUGAGAGACUCCCCUUUCCAUAGAGUGGUCAUAUUAUUUUGUAGGCCAAACUGUCUGGACGCUACAGACGUUUAUGUGAGAAGACCGAUUUCCUGGGACAAACACCAGCUAGGCCACCUUCCACUGCAGAUGCGGAAAGGCUUACAUAAGGCGGAGGCGGUGGAUUGAGAUGCAGCCCAUGCAACAAAAACAACAACAGAUCUCUAGUUCAAACUGACAGAUUUUGAUGGGGAUUUUUUUUAAAUUAUGUUACUUAGAUUGACGUACGGGUGUGUCAAUAGAUUUAAGGAUUAAUAGAAAAUUACUUUAGUAAACAUGAAAGUCACCCAGUAAAAUACUACUUGAGUAAAAUACUAAAAGUACUUAGUUUUAAAUAUACUUAAGUAUCAAAAGUAAAUGUAAUUGCUAAAAUAUACUUAAUUAUCAAAAGUAAAAGUAGAAAUAAUUUCAAAUUCCUUAUCAAGCAAACCAGAUUUCAAAUUUUUAAAUUUUUAAUUAACCGGUAGCCAGGGGCUAUCAGCAACACUCAGACAUCAUUUACAAACGAAGCGAUGUGGGUUUAAUGAGUCUGCUAGAUCAGAGGCAGUAGGGAUGACCAGGGAUGUAAGUGCGUGAAUUUGACCAUUUUCCUUUCCCGCUGAGCAUUCAAAUUGUAACGAGUACUUUGGUUAUCAGGGAAUAUAUAUGGAGUAAAAAGUACAUUAUUUUCUUUAGGAAAAUAGUGAAGUAAAAUAUAAAUAGUAAAUUACAGAUACCCCAAUUAAAGUAUUUUUUACUGUAAGUGAAAAAACUUAAUCCACAGCUACAUAUUUUAUAGAAUUGUAUUGAUCCUCUAUGGCUAAAUUAUGCUGUCUGAUGUAAUGUUUUGAAUUAUUUUAUUUAUAUCUAUUCAGACAGGAGUAAUAUAAUUUUGGAAAUUGUUAUUUAUUUAAUUUGGGUAAAAUUAUUUCAAUUUAUCAGGGUUGCUGCAGCUAUUAUAAGUAGUCCUAUGACAAAAAAAAAUUACUGGCAUGACAAUUAUUUCUCAUCUUGUGGUCAAUCCUGCUAUUUCUUGGAUGCCCCGGCUCCACCCCCGUCUCGCACAUUCUGUCCUUCUGUGUUUUGUCCUGUACAUUUCUAACAUUGGUCUUUCUGUCCGUCUGUCCAUCUCCUAUCAUAUCUCUCAGGGGAAGAGAAAGAGAGAAGGAGAGAGAGAAGCGCGAGAGCGACGAUCUCUCCUCCUCGAGAUUAUUCUCGUCUCGUAGAGAGCUACCCUCUAUCUCUCUCUCUCUGCUCUCUCUCUCUCCUCUCUCUCAUCUCAAUGUCUCUCUCUCUCUCUCUCCAUGUCUCUCUCUCUCUCUCUCUCUCUCCAUGUCUCUCUCUCUCUCUCUCUCUCCCCAUGUCUCUGUCUCUCUCUCCCCAUGUCUCUCUCUCUCUCUCCAUGUCUCUCUCUCUCUCUCCAUGUCUCUCUCUCUCUCUCUCUCUCUCUCUCUCCCCUCUUCUAGCUGUUUGUGCUGUGUCAUGGCCUACUGCAGCUCACCCAGCUGCUCUACAGCUCCUACUUUAAGAGCACCAUCACCACCAUCGAGAGACGCUUCGGUCUCAGCAGCUUCUCCUCUGGCACCAUCUCCUCUCUGCACGAGGUAGGAGGCAGAUCCCACCACAACACACUACAGCAAUAGCAAGUAGUUCAUCAUGAUGUGAUACACAAGUAGUGGAAUAUCAGUAACAUGUAAACAACUGGCUAGUAGGUUCAAGAUUGACUUCUAAUGAAUGUUAUAUGUCAAAUAAAAUAAAAUAAAAUAAAAUUUUAUUGGCCACAUGCGCCGAAUACAACAGGUGCAGACAUUACAGUGAAAUGCUUACUUACAGCCCUUAACCAACAGUGCAUUUAUUUUUUUAUAAAAAAGUAAAAUAAAACAACAACAAAAAAGUGUUGAGAAAAAAAGAGCAGAAGUAAAAUAAAAUAACAGUAGGGAGGCUAUAUACAGGGGGGUACCGGUGCAGAGUCAAUGUGCGGGGGCACCGGCUAGUUGAGGUAGUUGAAGUAAUAUGUACAUGUGGGUAGAGAGGGGGGGGGGCAGUGCAAAUAGUCCGGGUAUCCAUGAUUAGCUGUUCAGGAGUCUUAUGGCUUGGGGGUAGAAGCUGUUGAGAAGUCUUUUGGACCUAGACUUGGCACUCCAGUACCGCUUGCCGUGCGGUAGCAGAGAGAACAGUCUAUGACUACGGUGACUGGAGUCUUUGACAAUUUUGAGGGCCUUCCUCUGACACCGCCUGGUAUAGAGGUCCUGGAUGGCAGGACGCUUGGCCCCAGUGAUGUACUGGGCCGUACGCACUACCCUCUGUAGUGCCUUGCGGUCGGAGGCCAAGCAGUUGCCAUACCAGGCGGUGAUGCAACCAGUCAGGAUGCUCUCGAUGGUGCAGCUGUAGAAUUUUUUGAGGAUCUGAGGACCAUGCCAAAUCUUUUCAGUCUCCUGAGGGGGAAUAGGCUUUGUCGUGCCCUCUUCACGACUUUCUUGGUGUGUUUGGACCAUGAUAGUUAGUUGGUGAUGUGGACACCAAGGAACUUGAAGCUCUCAACCUGUUCCACUCCAUCCCCGUCGAUGAGAGUGGGGGCGUGCUCAGUCCUCUUUUUUUUCUUGUAGUCCACAAUCAUCUCCUUUGUCUUGGUCACGUUGAGGGAGAGGUUGUUAUCCUUGCACCACACGGCCAGGUCUCUGACCUCCUCCCUAUAGGCUGUCUCAUCGUUGUCGGUCCAUACGGACCAUACGUCGGGACUACCGGCCGUGGUGACUCCUUGCUAUCCCCAGUCCGCCUGGCCUUGCUGCUAUUCCAGUUUAAACUGUUCUGCCUGCGGUUAUGGAACCCCUACCUGUCCCAGACCUGCUGUUUUAAACUCUAAUGAUCGGCUAUGAAAAGCCAACUGAGAUUUAUUCCUGAUUAUUAUUUGACCAUGCUUGUCACUUAUGAACAUUUUUGAACAUCUUGGCAUGGUUCUGUUAUAAUCUCCACCCGGCACAGCCAGAAGAGGACUGGCCACCCCUCAUAGCCUGGUUCCUCUCUAGGUUUCUUCCUAGGUUUUGCCUUUCUAGGGAGUUUUUCCUAGCCACCGUGCUUCUACACCUGCAUUACUAGCUGUUUGGGGUUUUAGGCUGGGUUUCUGUACAGCACUUCGAGAUAUUAGCUGAUGUAAGAAGGGCUAUAUAAAAUAAAAUAGAUUGAUUGAUUGAUCAGGCCUACCACUGUCAUGUCGUCGGCAAACUUAAUGAUGGUGUUGGAGUCGUGCCUGGCCAUGCAGUCAUGGGUGAACAGGGAGUACAGGAGGGGACUGAGCACACACCCCUGAGGGGCCCCCGUGUUGAGGAUCAGUGUGGUAGAUGUGUUGUUACCUACCCUUACCACCUGGGGGCGGCCCGUCAGGAAGUCCAGGAUCCAGUUGCAGAGGGAGGUGUUUAGUCCCAGGAUCCUUAGCUUAGUGUUGAGCUUUGAGGGCACUAUGGUGUUGAAUGCUGAGCUGUAGUCAAUGAAUAGCAUUCUCACGUAGGUGUUCCUUUUGUCCAGGUGGGAAAGAGCAGUGUGGAGUGCAAUAGAGAUUGCAUCAUCUGUGGAUCUGUUUGGGCGGUAUGCAAAUUGGAGUGGGUCUAGGGUUUCUGGGAUAAUGGUGUUGAUGUGAGCCAUGACCAGCCUUUCAAAACACUUCAUGGCUACAGACGUCAGUGCUACGGGUCGGUAGUCAUUUAGGCAGGUUAUCUUAGUGUCCUUGGGCACAGGGACUAUGGUGGUCUGCUUGAAACAUGUUGGUAUUACAGACUCAGUCAGGGACAUGUUGAAAAUGUCAGUGAAGACACUUGCCAGUUGGUCAGCACAUGCUAGGAGUACACGUCCUGGUAAUCCGUCUGGCCCUGCGGCCUUGUGAAUGUUGACCUGCUUAAAAGUCUUACUCACAUCGGCUACGGCGAGCGUGAUCACAUAGUCAUCCGGAAUAGCUGGUGCUCUCAUGCAUGCUUCAGUGUUGCUUGCCUCGAAGCGAGCAUAGAAGUGGUUUAGCUCGUCUGGAAGGCUUGUGUCACUGGGCAGCUUGGGGCUGGGCUUCCCUUUGUAGUCUGUAAUAGUUUUCAAGCCCUGCCACAUCCGAUGAGAGUCAGAGCCGGUGCAGUACGAUUCAAUCUUAGUCCUGUAUUGACUCUUUGCCUGUUUGAUGGUUCGUCGGAGGGCAUAGCGGGAUUUCUUAUAAGCGUCCGGGUUAGAGUCCCGCUCCUUGAAAGCGGCAGCUCUACCCUUUAGCUCAGUGUGGAUGUUUCCUGUAAUCCAUGGCUUCUGGUUGGGGUAUGUCAAUACGACAGUGGUGUAAAGUACUUAAGUAAAAAUUCUUAAGUCGUUUUGGGGUAUCUGUACUUUACCUAAUUUUUUGUAUUUUUGACAACUUUUACUUUUACUUCACUACAUUCCUAAAGAAAAUAAUGUACUUUUUACUCCAUACAUUUUCUCUGACACCCAAAAGUACUUGUUACAUUAUGACAGGAAAAUGGUCCAAUUUACGCACUUAUCAAGAGAACAUCCCUGGUCAUCCCUACUGCCUCUGAUCUGGCGGACCCACUAAACACAAAUGCUUCAUUUGUAAAUGAUGUCUGAGUGUUGGAGUGUGCCCCUGGCUAUCUGUAAAUAAAAAAUUAAAAACAAGAAAGUUCUGCCGUCUGGUUUGCUCAAUACAAGGAUUUAUAUAACGAUUUAUUUUAAGUAUAUUUAAAAUACUUUUAGACUUUUACUCAGGCAGUAUUUUACUGGGUGACUUUCAUUUUUACUUGAGUCAUUUUCGAUAAGGUUUAAUCUUUAUUUUUACUCAAGUAUGACAAUUGAGUACUUGAGGGGCGGCAGGUAGCUUAGUGGUUAAGAGCGUUGUGCCAGUAACUGAAAGGUCGCUGGAUCUAAUCCCCGAGCCGACUAGGUGAAAAAUCUGUCGAUGUGCCCUUGAGCAAGGCACUUAACCCUAAUUGCUCCUGUAAGUCGCUCUGGAUAAGAGCGUCUGCUAAAUGACGUAAAUGUUUUUCCACCACUGCAAUACGGUGUUGUCUGAGGCCUGCUCCUAGUUAAGAAGUAAAAAAUAUCCUCUGCAGCCAUGUGUUGCUACUGCGUCCUCCUGAUGACAGGGCCCUCUCUGUCUCUCUCUCUCUCUCUCUCUCUCUCUCUCUCUCUCUCUCCCUCUCUCUCUCUCUCUGUCUCUCUCUCUCUCUGUCUCUCCCUCCCUCUAGGUGGGGAACACAGUACUGAUGUAUCCUGAUUACAGGGCCCUCUCUGUCUCUCUCUCCGUCUCUAGGUGGGGAACACAGUACUGAUAGUGUUUGUGAGUUACCUGGGCAGCAGGGUCCAUCGGCCUCGUCUCAUUGGACUGGGUGGCCUGCUGAUGUCCAUCAGUGCUCUGAUCCUGGCCCUACCUCACUUCCUGUCCCAGCCCUAUGAGUACGACUCUGCCAUACAUGGUAAGAUCUAGAGGUUCAAUAUAGAUUUUUUUUAUAGCUACAAUACUUUGCAAUACCAAGGAUACACCUCUGAAUAAAUCUGCAUAGAUUAUCUUCAUGGGCAGGUUUCCGUCACACAGAAUCUCAAUAAAAAAUGCUUCUUAGUCCAGGACUAGACUUUCGCUGUGUCCGGGAAACUGGCCGCAUGAGUUUUAAAACCUAGUGUAUGGCAAGCAUCAUCCACAAUCAAUCUCUAUAAAGCAGCAAGCAUCAUCCACAAUCAAUCUCUAUAAAGCAGCAAGCAUCAUCCACAAUCAAUCUCUAUAAAGCAGCAAGCAUCAUCCACAAUCAGUUUCUAUAAAGCAGCAAGCAUCAUCCACAAUCAGUCUCUAUAAAGCAGCAAGCAUCAUCCACAAUCAGUUUCUAUAAAGCAGCAAGCAUCAUCCACAAUCAAUCUCUAUAAAGCAACAAGCAUCAUCCACAAUCAGUCUCUAUAAAGCAGCAAGCAUCAUCCACAAUCAGUCUCUAUAAAGCAGUAAGCAUCAUCCACAAUCAGUCUCUAUAAAGCAGAAAUCCCAGUAUGUUGGACCUGGUUCAGCCUGUCAUGUAGUGGAGUGGUGGACUGGUGGAGUUGUGUAGUGUUGUGGUGUUUUGGAAUGGAGUGGUAUAGUGGAAUGGUGUAGUGGAGUGGUGUAGCGGAGUAGUGGAUUGGAGUGUUGUAGUGGAGUGAUGUGUUGGAUUGGAGUGGUGUGGAGUGUUGGAUUGGAGUGGUGUGGAGUGUUUGAGUGGAGGGGUGUAGUGGAUUGGUUUAGUGGUGUAGUGGAUUGGAUUGGUUUAGUGGUGUAGUGUAGUGGAUUGGUUUAGUGGUGUGGUGGAUUGGAUUGGUUUAGUGGUGUAGUGGAUUGGUUUAGUGGUGUAGUGGAGUGGAUUGGUUUAGUGGUGGAUUGGAUUGGUUUAGUGGUGUGGUGUGGUGGGGUAGUGGAGUGGUGUAGGGGUGUGGUUAGAUUUGGAUGGUUGGAUUUAGAAAUAAUGAAUUGUGAGAGCCAGCCUGGCCUGCAGGUGCUCUCUAGCUGAUCCCAUUCUACAUAAAUCCAAGAAGAUUAAGGCUGUCUCUCAGGCAGUUGGUUUAAUUCAGUACUUUCACUCUCUUUUUUCCUCCUCUGUCUGCCCUGUAAACACACACACACACACACACACACACACACACACACACACACACACACACACACACACACACACACACACACACCCAGUACACUGGCUGGAUGCUGCUUCUCAUGGGGUACCACUGAAGGGUUAAGGGUCACAUUAAACUCCAGGAACAGCUGUGUAUAGUUCACAGGCCUGUAAUUAACUCUAUCUGUCUGUCUGUGUGUCUGUUUAUCUGUCUGUUUAUCUGUCUGUCUGUCUGUCUGUCUGUCUGUCUGUCUGUCUGUCUGUCUGUCGGUCUCUGUACUUGUGUCUGUGUGCUUGCGUGUGUGUGUGUGUGUGUGUGUGUGUGUGUGUGUGUGUGUGUGUGUGUGUGUGUGUGUGUGUGUCUGUGUGUGUGUGUGUGUGUGUGUGUGUGUGUGUGUGUGUGUGUGUGUCUGUGUGUGUGUGUGUGUGUCUGUGUGCUUGCGUGUGUGUGUGUGUGUCUGUGUGUGUGUGUGUGUGUGUGUGUGUGUGUGUGUGUCUGUGAAUGCGUUUUUUCCCCCAGAUCGCCAAGACCUGUGUUCACUGCAGGGUACCUCCAACAUGACAGAGGCCUGUGGGAAAGCAGAGACCAAACGUAUAGCAGACACCAAUAACCUGUGGCUGCUCAUGGCUAUAGCUCAGCUGCUGUUCGGGGUGGGGUCUGUUCCCAUACAACCCUUUGGUAUCUCUUAUGUGGAUGACUUCGCCGGACAAGGCAACUCCCCCCUCUACAUAGGUAAAUCCAACAAAAAAUCCAACAACACAUCACUUUUCAAGCAUUUUUUAUUUUUAUUUUAUUUCACCUUUAUUUAACCAGGUAAGCCAGUUGAGAACAAGUUCUCAUUUACAACUGCGACCUGGCCAAGAUAAAGCAAAGCAGUGUGAUAAAAACAACAACACAGAGUUACAUAUGGGGUAAAACAAAACGUACAGUCAAUUACACAAUAGAAAAUCUAUAUACAGUGUGUGCAAAUGUAGUAAGUUAUGGAGGUAAGGCAAUAAAUAGGCCAUAGUGCAAAAUAGUUUAGAACAAUUUAGUAUUAACACUGGAGUGAUAGAUGUGCAGAAGAUGAUGUGCAAAUAGAGAUACUGGGGUGCAAAUGAGCAAAAUAAAUAACAAUAUGGGGAUGAGGUAGUUGGGUGGGCUAAUUGCAGAUGGGCUGUGUACAGGUGCAGUGAUCGGUAAGCUGCUCUGACAACUGAUGCUUAAAGUUAGUGAGGGAGAUAAGAGUCUCCAGCUUCAGAGAUUUUUGCAGUUCGUUCCAGUCAUUGGCAGCAGAGAACUGGAAGGAAUGGCGGCCAAAGGAGGUGUUGGCUUUGGGGAUGACCAGUGAGAUAUACCUGCUGGAGCGCAUACUACGGGUGGGUGUUGCUAUGGUGAUCAAUGAGCUAAGAUAAGGCGGGUAUUUGCCUAGCAGUGAUUUAUAGAUGACCUGGAGCCAGUGGGUUUGGCGACAAAUAUGUAGUGAGGGCCAGCCUACGAGAGCGUACAGGUCACAAUGGUGGGUAUUAUAUGGGGCUUUGGUGACAGAACAGAUGGCACUGUGAUAGACUACAUCCAAUUUGCUGAGUAGAGUGUUGGAGGCUAUUUUGUAAAUUACAUCGCUGAAGUCAAGGAUUGGUAGGAUAUUCAGUUUUUCGAGGGCAUGUUUGGCAGCAUGAUUGAAGGAGGCUUUGUUGCGAAAUAAGAAGCCGAUUCUAGAUUUAACUUUGGAUUGGAGAUGCUUAAUGUGAGUCUGGAAGGAGAGUUUACGGUAUUUAGGUAUUUGUAGUUGUCCACAUAUUCUAAGUCAGACCCGUCGAGAGUAGUGAUUCUAGUUGGGCGGGCGGGUGCAAUCAGCGUUCGAUUGAAGAGCAUGCAUUUAGUUUUACUAGCGUUUAAGAGCAGUUGGAGGCUACGGAAGGAGUGUUGUAUGGCAUUGAAGCUCGUUUGGAGGUUUGUUAACACAGUGUCCAGUGAAGGGCCAGAUGUAUACAAAAUGGUGUCAUCUGCGUAGAGGUGGAUCUGAGAGUCACCAGCAGCAAGAGCGACAUCAUUGAUAUACACAGAGAAUAGAGUCGGCCCGAGAAUUGAACCCUGUGGCACCCCCAUAGAGACUGCCAGAGGUCCAGACAACAGCACCUCCGAUUUGACACAUUGAACUCUAUCUGAGAAGUACUUGGUGAACCAGGCGAGGCAGUCAUUUGAGAAACCAAGGCUAUUUAGUCUGCCAAUAAGAAUGUGGUGAUUGACAGAGUCGAAAGCCUUGGCCAGGUCAAUGAAGACGGCUGCACAGUACUGUCUUUUAUCGAACGCAGUUAUAAUAUCGUUUAGGACCUUGAGCGUGGCUGAGGUGUACCCAUGACCAGCUCAGAAACCAGAUUGCAUAGCGGAGAAGGUACGGUGGGAUUCAAAAUGGUCGGUGUCCAUCUGUCGUAGACGGCCGCGACUGGGAGACCAAUGGGGUGGCGCACAAUUGGCCCAGCGUCGUCCAGGGUAGGGUAGGGGAGGGAAUGGCCGGCAGGGAUGUAGCUCAGUUGGUAGAGCAUGGCGUUUGCAACGACAGGGUUGUGGGUUCGAUUCCCACGGUGGGCCGGUAUGAAAAAUAAAUAAAAUGUAUGCACUCACUAACUGUAAGUCGCUCUGGAUAAGAGUGUGUGCUAAAUGACUAAAAUGUAAAUGUACAUAAUAAAGUGCUCUUCUACCUUCUUAACAACACUAUCAACAAGGCAGGUCCUACUGGCCCUAGUUUUGUCACAUCUUGACUACUGUUCAGUCGUGUGGUCAGGCGCCACAAAAAAGGACUUAGGAAAAUUGCAAUUGGCUCAGAACAGGGCAGCACGGCUGGCCCUUGGAUGUACACAGUGAGCUAAUAUGAAUAAUAUGCAUGUCAAUCUUUCCUGGCUCAAAGUGGAGAAGAGAUUGACUUCAUCACUACUUGUAUUUAUGAGAGGUAUUGACAUGUUGAAUGCACCGAGCUGUCUGUUUGAACUACUGGCGCACAGCUCGGACACCCAUGAUUACCCCACAAGACAUGCCACCAGAGGUCUCUUCACUGUCCCCAAAUCCAGAACAGAUUAUGGGAGACACACAGUACUACAUAGAGCCAUGACUACAUGGAACUCUAUUCCACAUCAGGUAACUGAUACAAGCAGUAGAAUCAGAUUUAAAAAACAGAUUAUAAAAAACCUUAUGGAACAGCUGGGACUGUGAAGCAACACAAACAUAGGCACAGACACAUGCAUACACACGCACAAUAACAUGGAUUUUGUACUGUAGAUAUGUGGUAGUGGUGGAGUAGGGGCCUGAGGGCACACAGUGUGUUGUGAAAUCUGUGAAUGUAUUGUAAUGUUUUUAAAACUGCCUUAAUUUUGCUGGACCCCAGGAAGAGUAGCUGCUGCUUUACCAACGGAACAUUCAAAACUGUAAUAUCUUAUGUAACCUCCCGAGUGGCGCAGUGGUCUAAGGCACUGCAUCGCAGUGCUAGGUGUGCCACUAGAGAUCCUGGUUCGAAUCCAGGCUCUGCUGUAGCCGGCCGCAACCGGGAGACCAAUGGGGCGGCGCACAAUUGGCCCAGCGUCGUCCAGGGUAGGGGAGGGAAUGGCCGGCAGGGAGGUAGUUCAGUUGGUAGAGCAUGGCGUUUGCAACGCCAGGGUUGUGGGUUCGAUUCCCACGGGGGGCCAGUAUGAAAAAAAGAAAAAAAAGAAGAAGAAUGUAUGCACUAACUGUAAGUCGCUCUGGAUAAGAGCGUCUGCUAAAUGACGUAAAAUGUAAAAGUAAAUGUAUCACCGAGUCGUGGCUGAACGACAACAUGGAUAACAUACAGCUGGCGGGACAUACGCUGCAUCGGCAGGAUAGAACGGCUGACUCGGGUAAGACAAGGGGUGGCGGUCUGUGUAUAUUUGUAAACAACAGCUGGUGCACAAAAUCUAAUAUUAAGGAAGUCUCAAGGUUUUGCUCGCCUGAGGUAGAGUAUCUCAUGAUCAGCUGUAGACCACACUAUUUACCAAGAGAGUUUUUAGCUGUCUAUUUACCAUCGCAAACCGAUGUUGGCACUAAGACUGCACUCAAUCAGCUGUAUAAGGCCAUAAGCAAACAGGAAAAACGCUCAUCCAGAGGCAGCGCACCUAGUGACCGGGGACUUUAAUGCAGGGAAACUUAAAUCCAUUCUACCUCAUUUCUAGACCACCUUUACUCCACACACAGAGACGCGUACAAAGCUAUGACAUUGAGGAGUACACCACAUCAGUCACCGGCUUCAUCAAUAAGUGCAUCGAUGAUGUCGUCCCCACAGUGACCGUACGUACAUACCCCAACCAGAAGCCAUGGAUUACAGGCAACAUCCGCACUGAGCUAAAGGGUAGAGCUGAUGCUUUCAAGGAGCGGGACUCUAACCCGGACGCUUAUAAGAAAUCCCACUAUGCCCUCCGACGAACCAUCAAACAGGCAAAGCGUCAAUACAGGACUAAGAUUUAAUCGUACUACACCGGCUCCAACGCUCGUCGGAUGUGGCAGGGCUUGAAAACUAUUACAGACUACAAAGGGAAACACAGCCGCGAACUGCCCAGUGACACGAGCCUUCCAGACGAGCUAAAUCACUUAUAUGCUCGCUUCGAGGCAAGCAACACUGAAGCAUGCAUGAGCGCAUCAGCUGUUCCGGAUGACUAUGUGAUCACGCUCUUCGUAGCCGAUGUGAGUAAGACUUUUAAGCAGGUCAACAUUCACAAGGCCGCAGGGACAGACGGAUUACCAGGACGCGUACUCUGAGUAUGCACUGACCAACUGGCAGGUUUCUUCACUGACAUUUUCAACAUGUCCCUGACUGAGUCUGUAAUACCAACAUCUUUCAAGCAGACCACCAUAGUCCCUGUGCCCAAGAACACUAAGGUAACCUGUCUAAAUGACUACCGACUCGUAGCACUCACGUCUGUAGCCAUGAAAUGCUUUGAAAGGCUGGACAUGACUCAUAUCAACACCAUUAUCCCAGAAACCCUAGACCCACUCCAAUUUGCAUACCGCCCCAAAAAGAUCCACAGAUGAUCAAAUCUCUAUUGCACUGCCAAUUCCAACCUAGACAAGAGGAACACCUACGUGAGAAUGCUAUUCAUUGACUACAGCUCAGCGUUCAACACCAUAGCGCCCUCAAAGCUCAUUACUAAGCUAAGUACCCUGGGUCUAAACACCUCCCUCUGCAACUGGAUCCUGGACUUCCUAACGGGCCGCUCCCAGGUGGUAAGGGUAGGUAACAACACAUCUGCCACGCUGAUCCUCAACACGGGGGCCCCUCAGGGGUGCGUGCUCAGUCCCCUCCUGUACUCCCUGUUCACCCAUGACUGCAUGGCAGAUGGCAGAUGAUGGUGAUGACUCCAUCACCAUCAUUAAGUUUGCCGAUAACACAACAGUGGUAGGCCUGAUCACCGACAACAUUGAGACAGCCUAUAGGGAGGAUGUCAGAGACCUGGCCAUGUGGUGCCAGGAUGACAACCUGUCCCUCAACGUGAUCAAGACAAAGGAGCUGAUUGUGGACUACAGGAAAAAAAAGAGGACUGAGCACGCCCCCAUUCUCAUCGACGGGGCUGUAGUGGAACAGGUUGAGAGCUUCAAGUUCCUUGGUGUCCACAUCACCAACAAACUAUCAUGGUCCAAACACACCAAGACAGUCGUGAAGAGGGCACGACAAAGCCUAUUCCCCCUCAGGAGACUGAAAAGAUUUGGCAUGGGUCCUCAGAUCCUCAAAAGGUUCUACAGCUGCACUAUCGAAAGCAUCCUGACCGGUUGCAUCACUGCCUGGUAUGGCAACUGCUCGGCCUCUGACCGCAAGGCGCUACAGAGGGUAGUGCGUACGGCCCAGUACAUCACUGGGGCCAAGCUUCCUGCCAUCCAGGACCUCUAUACCAGGCGGUGUCAGAGGAAGGCCUUAAAAAUUGUCAAAGACUCCAGCCACUCUAGUCAAAGACUGUUCUCUCUGCUACCGCACGGCAAGUGGUACUGGAGUGCCAAGUCUGGGUCCAAAAGGCUUCUUAACAGCUUUUAUCCCAAAGCCAUAAGACUCCUGAACAGCUAAUCAUGGCUACCUGGACUAUUUGCAUUUUAACUUGUAAGUAAGCGUUUCACUGUAAGGUCUACACCUGUUGUAUUCGGCGCAUGUGGCAAAUACAAUUUGAUUUGAUUUGAUUUUACCCCAGCACCUUGACAGAGCUUGAAUAAUUUGUAAAAGAAUAAUGGGCAAAUAUUUCACAAUCCAGGAGUGUCAAGCUCUUAGAGACUUACCCAAUUAGACUCACAGCUGUAAUCACUGCAAAAGGUGUUUGUAACACGUAUUGACUCAGGGGGGGUGACACUCAGGGGGGGUUACAUUUUUAAUUAGUUUUUAAGAAAUGUUAGAUACUUUUUUUUAUUUUGACAUUAGAGUAUUUUGUGUAGAUCGUUGACAAGAAAUUACACUUAAAUCCAUUUUAAUCCCGCUUAGUGACAAUAAAAUGUGAAGAAUAGUUAUGAUACCCACUGUAGGUAAGAGGCUUGUAGCUUAAUGAAACACGAGUCCCUUUAAAUAGGUAAGAGGCUUGUAGCUUAAUGAAACACGAGUCCCUUUAAAUAGGUAAGAGGCUUGUAGCUUAAUGAAACACGAGUCCCUUUAAAUUGGUAAGAGGCUUGUAGCUUAAUGAAACAUGAGUCCCUUCAAAUAGGUAAGAGGCUUGUAGCUUAAUGAAACACGAGUCCCUUUAAAUAGGUAAGAGGCUUGUAGCUUACUGAAACACGAGUCCCUUUAAAUAGGUAAGAGGCUUGUAGCUUAAUGAAACACGUGUCCCUUUAAAUAGGUAAGAGGCUUGUAGCUUAAUGAAACACGAGUCCCUUUAAAUAGGUAAGAGGCUUGUAGCUUAAUGAAACACAAGUCCCUUUAAAUAGGUAACAGGCUUGUAGCUUACGGAAACACGAGUCCCUUUAAAUAGGUAAGAGGCUUGUAGCUUACUGAAACACGAGUCCCUUUAAAUAGGUAAGAGGCUUGUAGCUUACUGAAACACGUGUCCCUUUAAAUUGGUAAGAGGCUUGUAGCUUAAUGAAACACGAGUCCCUUUAAAUAGGUAAGAGGCUUGUAGCUUAAUGAAACACGAGUCCCUUUAAAUAGGUAAGAGGCUUGUAGCUUAAUGUAACACGAGUCCCUUUAAAUAGGUAAGAUGCUUGUAGCUUAAUGAAACACGAGUCCCUUUAAAUAGGUAAGAGGCUUGUAGCUUCCGGAAACACGAGUCCCUUUAAAUAGGUAAGAGGCUUGUAGCUUAAUGAAACACGAGUCCCUUUAAAUAGGUAAGAGGCUUGUAGCUUAAUGAAACACGAGUCCCUUUAAAUAGGUAAGAGGCUUGUAGCUUAAUGAAACACGAGUCCCUUUAAAUAGGUAAGAGGCUUGUAGCUUAAUGAAACACGAGUCCCUUUAAAUAGGUAAGAGGCUUGUAGCUUAAUGAAACACGAGUCCCUUUAAAUAGGUAAGAGGCUUGUAGCUUAAUGAAACACGAGUCCCUUUAAAUAGGUAAGAGGCUUGUAGCUUACUGAAACACGAGUCCCUUUAAAUAGGUAAGAGGCUUGUAGCUUAAUGAAACACGUGUCCCUUUAAAUAGGUAAGAGGCUUGUAGCUUAAUGAAACACGAGUCCCUUUAAAUAGGUAAGAGGCUUGUAGCUUAAUGAAACACAAGUCCCUUUAAAUAGGUAACAGGCUUGUAGCUUACGGAAACACGAGUCCCUUUAAAUAGGUAAGAGGCUUGUAGCUUACUGAAACACGAGUCCCUUUAAAUAGGUAAGAGGCUUGUAGCUUACUGAAACACGUGUCCCUUUAAAUUGGUAAGAGGCUUGUAGCUUAAUGAAACACGAGUCCCUUUAAAUAGGUAAGAGGCUUGUAGCUUAAUGAAACACGAGUCCCUUUAAAUAGGUAAGAGGCUUGUAGCUUAAUGUAACACGAGUCCCUUUAAAUAGGUAAGAUGCUUGUAGCUUAAUGAAACACGAGUCCCUUUAAAUAGGUAAGAGGCUUGUAGCUUCCGGAAACACGAGUCCCUUUAAAUAGGUAAGAGGCUUGUAGCUUAAUGAAACACGAGUCCCUUUAAAUAGGUAAGAGGCUUGUAGCUUAAUGAAACACGAGUCCCUUUAAAUAGGUAAGAGGCUUGUAGCUUAAUGAAACACGAGUCCCUUUAAAUAGGUAAGAGGCUUGUAGCUUAAUGAAACACGAGUCCCUUUAAAUAGGUAAGAGGCUUGUAGCUUAAUGAAACACGAGUCCCUUUAAAUAGGUAAGAGGCUUGUAGCUUAAUGAAACACGAGUCCCUUUAAAUAGGUAAGAGGCUUGUAGCUUAAUGAAACACGAGUCCCUUUAAAUAGGUAAGAGGCUUGUAGCUUAAUGAAACAUGAGUCCCUUUAAAUAGGUAAGAGGCUUGUAGCUUAAUGAAACACGAGUCCCUUUAAAUAGGUAAGAGGCUUGUAGCUUAAUGAAACACAAGUCCCUUUAAAUAGGUAACAGGCUUGUAGCUUACGGAAACACGAGUCCCUUUAAAUAGGUAAGAGGCUUGUAGCUUAAUGAAACACGAGUCCCUUUAAAUAGGUAAGAGGCUUGUAGCUUAAUGAAACACGAGUCCCUUUAAAUAGGUAAGAGGCUUGUAGCUUAAUGAAACACGAGUCUCUUUAAAUAGGUAAGAGGCUUGUAGCUUAAUGAAACACGAGUCCCUUUAAAUAGGUAAGAGGCUUGUAGCUUAAUGAAACACGAGUCCCUUUAAAUAGGUAAGAGGCUUGUAGCUUACGGAAACACGAGUCCCUUUAAAUAGGUAAGAGGCUUGUAGCUUACGGAAAGACGAGUCCCUUUAAAUAGGUAAGAGGCUUGAGACAUGACAUUAUACUAUCUGUACUGAGUUGUCUACGGCGAUCUCCCGGGGCAAACUAAAACACCUUAGCUUAACACAGGCAGGUUGUAAUCGCUUGACUUAUAGAUAUAAAAAGUCAAGUUUGCCUGAGUUAUUUAGCAAAAAGAAGAGGAGGGAGUGUAUUCAUUUAGUUAAUAACAGACGCUUGAACAUGAUCCAGCAGGUCGUAUUACUGCAGCUCAAACAGCAGUAGGACACAUGGACCUGGUGUUAAGACCCUGACUGUCUCUUUUCUCCCCAGCCAUCCUGUUUGCUGUGUCUGUGUUUGGACCUGCCUUUGGCUUCCUGCUGGGCUCCGUCAUGCUGAGGAUCUAUGUGGACGUGGACAGAACUGGUUCA